Zootermopsis nevadensis is the source of this 2464-nucleotide messenger RNA. RefSeq names its product arylsulfatase B. Lineage: Eukaryota; Metazoa; Arthropoda; Insecta; Blattodea; Termopsidae. Gene Ontology annotation, molecular function: sulfuric ester hydrolase activity. The record is from RefSeq and is a predicted model, not a curated record.
UAUACACGAUAUUUGACAGGUUUGCACUGCCUGGGAAAUCAAAUAAUUGAAUCAAAUAAUAAACCUUCCGUACUUUCCUUUGUGUUCUGAGGCAUUCUAUAUAACACCUUGCCAUUCUACGAGUACACAACUCGAAACGUUACCCUUUGCUUGUAACAUACAACGCAACUCAACACUCGCGUAGUGCCCCGUUAAACUCGAUUCAAGGUCACCUUUGUUGGUAGGCCGCUCCUCAAGUCAGUUGAACAACAUCUGUGCAGGUUCAGACAUGGCACAUCAACAAACAGAAAGCGCUUUCCUUCUCGAGCGUUACUUCAAGUCGAAAUCUUUUUCCGCUGUUCGUGAAGCAUUUCCUAACAAGGAAACACCGAAUACGACAACAACGCACCGACCGGGUUGGAACGACGUGGGUUUCCAUGGCUCCGACCAGAUUCCAACACCCAACAUCGACGCCCUUGCCUAUAGUGGUAUUAUUCUGAACCAGCACUACGUGCAGCCCAUCUGCACUCCCACGAGGGCCGCCCUCCUCACCAGCAGGUACCCGUCAAACAUAGGAAUGCAAGGUAUUCCAAUAGCGGGAUGUGAACCGCGGGCCCUACCACCAGGCAAACUGUUACCACAGUAUCUCAAAGACUUGGGCUAUACGACCCGAAUUGUCGGCAAGUGGCAUCUCGGCUUCUACAAGAAAGAGUUCACGCCUACCUAUCGUGGCUUUGACUCCCAUCUGGGGUACUGGAACGGACUUGUGAACUAUUACGACCACGUAUACCAAGACUUGAUUCCAGUCAAAAUGGUAAAACCAUUUCCGGCACAAGGCAUUAACAUUACGCAGUCUGAUAUUGACUGGGCGGGAGGUGACCAACUGAGCGGUGUGGAUUUCCACCGCAACCUGCUGCCCGCUCUGGACCUAUCAGGACGCUAUGCGACGGAUGUCUUCACGGAAGAAGCGGUGAACAUCAUUGAGACACACGACCUCUCCUCACCACUGUUCCUCUACCUGGCACAUCUCGCCUGUCACUCGGGCAACAUCGGGAAGCUACUGGAAGCACCGAAAGAUGCCGUCGACAAGUUCGGACACAUCAUCGAACCGAACCGAAAAACGUUUGCCGCUAUGAUGUCCAAGCUGGACGAGUCUGUGGGGAAGGUAGUCGCUGCACUGAAGAGCCGUGGCAUUCUACAGAACACCAUCAUCGUAUUCCUGAGUGACAACGGAGCGCCAACCCUGAAUGUCGGGGUCUGGCGUAACUGGGGCUCCAACUACCCACUACGUGGCGUGAAAGUGACCCAGUGGGAGGGAGGAGUACGCGGAGUGGGAGUACUGUGGGGUGCAAUGCUGAAGAACACGUCGCGGGUGUCGUCGCAGUUAAUGCAUGUAACCGACUGGCUACCAACUCUGUACACGGCGGCAGGUGGCAACCUGGAUGACUUGCAAUCGGCACAGCUGGACGGGGUGGACCAGUGGAGUGCACUGGUGGACGACACGCCCUCUCGCCGCGAAGAAGUGCUUCUCGUACUUGACGAGCGUCACAACGUCAGUGGCCUCAGGAUCGGCCACUGGAAAUACGUCACAGGUUACAGGGCUGGGCUGGACGGCUACUCUGGAGACAUCGUUCUCGGCACGACCGAUCCUCCCUACAACCCUGAGGAGGUGCUGCAGAGUGACGCCGGGUUGGCGCUUGCAACAGUGAAGCUCCGCGCUUCUGCAGCCGACAUCCUUCGGCUCAGGAGCCAGGCCACAGUGACUUGCUCUAGCCCCGUUAGCAGUACCCCCUGCAACCCGGAGAAGGGCCCCUGUUUGUUCGAUCUGAGCGUCGACCCAUGCGAGGUGAACGAUCUGUCCGCCCAACACCCCAAUGUGGUACAGAAGCUCACAGAGUUGCUCAGCAAAUACUCUGCCACCCUGGUGCCUCAACUGAACGAACCUUACGACCCAGUCAGGGCUGACCCCGCGAAAUUUAACAAUAUUUGGUCAUCCUGGGAAGACUGAAGUUCCGUGGAUAAUGUUGCUGAUUCGUUUCUGUGACAUUAUUAUGCGUUCCUUGUACCACGAAAAGAACGCCAAUAGAGCCCCUACUGUGUCUGUAUAUCAGCAUAUCUCAACUCGAUGACCGCUGGUCGGAGUUGUAUAACAUUUUGUGUGAAAGUUCAGCCAUUGAGUUCUACUCUAAAAUCGUCCUCUUUAAUUUCCUACAGCGUUGAUUCCAACAUGGACGAAAAAAUUCGUGAGGUUGAAUCGACAUUAGCGCUACUCACAAUAGGGCCACACAAUGAUACAGAGUAACUGACUUUAAAAAAUGCAAAUCUGGUACUCUAAUAUUUUGUGCAAUAUAAAAAUAACUUCCCUGGGAUUUAAUCUUGUGGCCAAAUGCGCAUGACUCCAGUACGCUACCACACAUAAAAUUGGCAUUCUGCAAUUUGUAUCUGUGUAUAUAUGUUUUUAUGUAUAUAAACAUUAUCUGGAGAA